ACUGCGGGCUCGCGGGCGGGCCGCCAGUCGCCAGUCUGCACGCCGCCGCGCCACGACGCCUGCCGCUCGCCGUGGCCGCACACAGCGCACACACGCACUAUGACCGCGGCGCACGCCAGCGCGCCUAGCUGCCAGGGGUUCUUCGCGAUUCAGACGACAGCUGUGUGACUUUUUUACUAUCGUGCGAGCCGCUCUCUGCCAGUGACUCUUACUUUUUUUCUCGAGUUAUUCAUGCUUGAUGAGACGGCCAGUAGCAUGACAGUCCUGAAGGUAAGCCAUUCCAUUCACCACCACCAUCACCAGCAGCUUCCCCCGCCGCCGAGCAGCGCCGCGUCCCCGAUGGACACUUCGGCUGUCGACUCUAGCGGCGAGGACAAUGAGAUGUCGACGCCGUCGCCGAACAGUAUCAAGGCCGCGGCGGUGACCAACAACAACAACAUAGCGACGAGCAACAACAACAGCGGGAGUAGCGGCACGAGUCCCCCGGCGCCGCCCCCGCGGCAGAGCCACAUCAGCUUUAGCGUGGCGUCGCUGCUGGCCGACACGAGGCACGACCGGCGCUCGGCGACGCCGACGACGCCAACGCCGCCCCCGGCGCCGCUGCCUCUCCUCCAGGCGACGUCCUCUGACGACGAAGACGGGUCCGAAUCCGGGCACGGUAGCCUGGUGGACGUCGAGGUCCUCCGCGAGCCGACGCCGUCGUCUCAGUCGCCGCCGACGCUGCCUCAGGUGCUCCCGCCAGGAGGCCCCGGGGGCGGCGGGGGCGGCGUCGUGGACGGGCUGCACCCGCUGCACCGCUACCACCACCACCCCCACGCGCACCCCCAGACGGCGUCUCCCGGGGGCGGCACGGUGGCGCCCGUGAGGCCGACGCCGUUCUCGGCUCUGGCCGCGGCCGCGGCGGCGUAUUCUGCAGGCUUGCAGCACCACGGCCCCCCUGCGGGGGCGGCGGCCGGAGGCGGCGCGGGAGGCGGCUCGUGGACGCUGGUGCCGCACUACCCGGCCUCCGUGUUCCCCGGCGCCGGCGCCAUGGGGCCCGCGGCAGCAGCAGCCGCCGCCGCAGCUUUCGCCGCGGGACUCGGCUCCUCUCCAGACAGCGGAGGCGGCGAGGGCCCCAAGCUGAAGUGCAACCUGCGCAAGCACAAGCCCAACCGCAAGCCGCGCACGCCCUUCACGACGCAGCAGCUGCUGUCGCUCGAGAAGAAGUUCCGCGAGAAGCAGUACCUGUCCAUCGCCGAGCGCGCAGAGUUCUCCUCCUCGCUGCACCUCACCGAGACGCAGGUGAAGAUCUGGUUCCAGAACCGCAGGGCGAAGGCGAAACGACUACAGGAGGCGGAGAUCGAGAAGCUGAAGAUGGCGGCGGUGGCGGCGGCGCGGCCGCACCACCUGUACGGCGGCGUUCCGCCCGCCGUGCCGCCCCCGCACCACGCCUACUUCCACCCGCACCCGGCGGAGGCGGCGGCCGCCGCCAUGCUCAUGGGCCACCACCCGCACCACGCGCACCACCACCAUCACCACCACCACCACCACGCCGCCGCCGUCUCGGCGCUGCUCGCCAGGCACCCGCUGCCGCCCCCGCCGCCGCUCAUCGGCCCGCCCCCGCCGCCGCCGUGCCCGCAGCAGCCGCCGCCCCCGCAGCAGCCGCAGCUGUCACCGGGUGCCGUCACCGUCGCCUCCAGGUCGCCGACGUCGCCGGUCACCGCCCCCGCGGGCAUCGGCCUCUCGUAGGACUCCCGGGUGCCACGCCUCGACAUAUUAGCGCCGUAUCCGUCGUCUCGCCUCCGACGGGACUCACCAAAAGAGACACGCAAGCUGGUCAUUCUCGUAGAAGUGCCAGACUGUCGCACUUUAACAAGUGCAGAGAUGUUGAUCACCUACAACUGUGUGUGGAUGAGUCCACCCCAAAACUUCUUUCUUCAUUUUCUUCUCUUGCCUCCACAUAGAAAUGUUGUCAAAUGAAACAUUCUACACAGUACGCAUUCUGUUUGCUCUUUCCUUUUUCUUGUAGUCUCCUGCAUUCAGUAUCUUGUAUUGAGGAAUAUUGUCAAAUGCAUGCUCCUUACAUCGGAGUUUCGUACCUGUUGAUUGUUACGCCACUUGUCACCGACAUGUUACCUUGAAUCACGGUACAGUGCUACAACCUAGCUCCGUGUAGGAUUUCAGUCUGACACUGAUGAUUCAUUUUUGGUGCAGGUGGUAAGUACUCAACUGCAGCACAAACUUCAAGUGAUCCACAUAGCUAAAAAAUGUGCCCGCUGUUCUAACCAAAUGUUUUCGAAGCAAGCGUCGAGAUCAUGGUCACGGUUAAAAAAUUUCUCAAUCAGUGCAUUGGUGUCGGGCCUGCAGCCGUAUAUUUUUUCGAGGCUACUGCUCUACAUUGUUGAGUGGUACCUGCUUGGUGCUGCUGGCCGCCAGCAGCUUCGCUGACAAUGUUGAGGAUUUGCGUCGAAGAAAUCCGCUGCAGGCCAGAGAGUCACGAAAUGAACGGAUCCGCUGGGAACCCUGAAGAGUCAUAUUUCCGCAUUCAUUUAUCUUCAUUUGACAAAAUAUACCCCUAAUUAUCGACUCAUGACCACCCUAUCUAUUCCCACCCCUAAACCAGUUUUCGUAUGGAAGAUUAUUUUCAGCAGACUUCAUGUACCGAAAAUAGAUGUGGUUCUGUAUUAUAAAUUGUAUCCGUAAUUGGACUGUAUUGUGAAGUUCCCCUUGCGUUAGGCUCGGAAACACGGUCCUUAGUGCAGUUUAAGCUAACGUUCCCUGUCAAUGGGUGGAAGUUUGAAAUAAAAUUCUACAAUCCACAUCAGCACAGUAGCGAUUGCUUUUGUUUCUCUUCCUCGAGAUCUGCCAUAUCAUUUUGGAUUGAUAAAGAGCUGAGAAAGAAUGUUCAGAAAAUAAUGUCUCUUCGAAAUAAUAAAUUAUUCAACUUUUCAGGCAAACAGUAUUAUAGAAUCAAAGAAGCAUACAAAUGUUUUCAUAUAUUUGAGGCUCUCCGUGACCUGCCGCAAAAUUGACUCCAGUGAAGAAAAACUUCGCUUGGAACGGCUGUAUAAGUGGCAUUGCUGAAGAAUCCCUUGUAACGCAUCUUAUAAAAAGCACAGAUCUUUACAUAUCGGAAGGAUAGAGUAAUCUGCAGCUCACGGUGACAUCUGCUACAGACCAAAUUGUUAUUUCCUCUGGACAACGAGGAAAGACGAAAUACCCAAUUCGAUUCCCCGAUUCUUCAUAAUUGCUACUGCACAGGCUGAAGAAAACUGCUUCAUACUAAAAUAGUUUAUACUUGGAAUAUGGGCAGUGUAUUUAGUAAUAAUGAAAUACGAGUGUUUUGUUUGUAAUGCCAAUUAUAUGCGAAAAGAAAAUACACCAGUGCGUUAUAUUUCUCGUCGUAGAUAUCAAAUCAUAGUAUGUUACCUCCGUUUGAAGUAAGUUUAGUAUUGAUUUUGAAAAGAUGCUUUCAGGACUUCCUACUUGCAAGAAAAUCUAUGAAUCACAUUUAUUGUUAUAUGCAAGAGAAUGCAGGAAUUUUGUGCCAAAUUAUAUUGCCAAUUUAAUAGUUCACUAAGGUACUAUUACGUCUGAUAUUUUCGUGCAAUAAUGAGCAAACUGUAAAUUGUUUUUGUUUUUCAUUUUAGAAUACUCAAAGCCCUUGAAUUGUGAUACCUACCACCAUAAAAGUAAGUCUCCUUUGCGAGAUGAAGACGUAUAUCACGAACCGUUCACUCCUUGUGUCGUUUAAGACACGUUUGAUAACUUUAGCUGUCGUUAUAGUACUUAAAUUAUUUUGUAAUCCUAUGAGGAAAUAGUGCCCAACAAGACAGACGAAAUAUAAACGCUGAGAACUUUUAACAAAUACAGUUUGUAUAUAUUUAUACCUAAAGCAGCGUUACAUGAAACUAACUGUAUAUAAAGUGUACUACUUAAGAUGUAAAAAUACUGAAUUAUAGUUUGUAAAAAUUGAAAAAUACAUAUUAAAUGUUUUAUUUACAAUUUA
Messenger RNA from Schistocerca gregaria, 3988 nucleotides. RefSeq names its product muscle segmentation homeobox-like. Bases 232 to 1728 code for a protein of 498 amino acids. The record is from RefSeq and is a predicted model, not a curated record. Gene Ontology annotation, molecular function: RNA polymerase II transcription regulatory region sequence-specific DNA binding; DNA-binding transcription factor activity, RNA polymerase II-specific. Gene Ontology annotation, biological process: embryonic morphogenesis; regulation of transcription by RNA polymerase II. The transcript has 3 exons. Lineage: Eukaryota; Metazoa; Arthropoda; Insecta; Orthoptera; Acrididae. Gene Ontology annotation, cellular component: nucleus.